Drosophila serrata is the source of this 1207-nucleotide messenger RNA. RefSeq names its product ubiquitin conjugating enzyme E2H (gene UbcE2H). The record is from RefSeq and is a predicted model, not a curated record. NCBI's taxonomy places the organism in Eukaryota, Metazoa, Arthropoda, Insecta, Diptera, Drosophilidae.
UCUAGUUGCGUUGGUGGAGGAGGAAGAGGAAGAAGCAAAGACCAAGAAAAUGCACAGAUCGCGAUCGGUGCAAAAGGCAAUGUGGAGAGGAAGUAUCAAAGCGUAAAAAUCGAAGGCGGCCGCCAUCAGCAUCCGCGAAACACAGCAACAACGGGAGCAGCAAGAACGGAGGAUUCAGCAACAGCAAAACAACAACAGAAUAUACAGCACAGCGAGCACAGAAAUACACACAUAAGAGAAAUCAAAAUAAAAAGGCAGCGACAGUUCUUUCCUCUAUCGCUCUGGACCCUGCCAGUGAGAGUUGACGGAUGCGGAGGAGUUCGCAGCCAUCGGUGGAGCAGCAGACGACGAAGAGUAACAGGAAGUGGAAGUGGUAGAGGAACCAUAAUAGCAAUAUACUUGACAAAAAUACACCGCCUUAGCCUUAAAGAAUAGACAACAACGACGACAACUCCACUCCACUCCACACCACUCCACACCAAAUCAAAACCAAACCAAUCAAAGGCCCAACUGCAGCUCUUCAAACUCCCCAGUCCCUAUCCCACGUAAGCAACAAAAAUGUCCUCGCCGAGUGCCGGAAAGCGUCGCAUGGACAACGAUGUGAUCAAGCUGAUCGAAUCGAAGCACGAGGUCACCAUCCUUGGCGGCCUCAACGAGUUCCAUGUCAAGUUCUUUGGCCCCACAGAGACGCCGUACGAGGGCGGCGUGUGGAAGGUGCGCGUCUACCUGCCCGAUAACUAUCCCUUCAAAUCGCCCAGCAUUGGGUUUGUGAACAAGAUCUAUCAUCCGAAUAUUGACGAGUCCUCUGGGACAGUUUGUUUGGAUGUGAUCAAUCAGGCCUGGACUGCACUGUAUGAUCUAUCGAACAUCUUCGAAUCGUUCUUGCCCCAGCUGCUCACAUAUCCCAAUCCGGUCGAUCCGCUCAAUCGGGAUGCGGCCGCUUUGUACCUGCACGAGCCGGAGGAGUAUCAUCGCAAGGUGGCGGACUAUGUGCAGCGAUAUGCCACCGAGGAUGCGUUGCGGGCGGCGCAGCAGGAGCGUGAGAGCAGUGACAGUGAGUCGAGUAUGUCCGAUUAUAGUGAGGAUGAGGCCAGGGAUAUGGAGUUAUAAUAUCGGUUGGAAUGCCAGCAGCAGCCAACUAAGGAUCUACCGCUAACACUAACACUGACAACAGCCUAAUAUAUAUAUAUAUAUAUAUAUAUAUAUA